Molecule: messenger RNA, 1249 nt
Organism: Chlorocebus sabaeus (green monkey)
Lineage: Eukaryota; Metazoa; Chordata; Mammalia; Primates; Cercopithecidae
Gene: DUSP13B
Product: dual specificity phosphatase 13B
Biological process (GO): negative regulation of MAPK cascade; protein dephosphorylation
Cellular component (GO): cytoplasm
Molecular function (GO): protein tyrosine/serine/threonine phosphatase activity; MAP kinase phosphatase activity
Source: RefSeq, a predicted model, not a curated record
AUGCCCCAGGUAGGUGGCAGGCCACUCAGCCGCCUGGAGAGGUCACAGUGGGGGAUGAGGAGGACACCUGGGUCUUCACUUCCACCUUGCCCGACAGCCUCCCACUGGGUGAGCCUGGCCAAGCCGGCAGCCUCCUGGGUGCCCGUUUCUCUUUCUGGUCCUGGCACUGCCUACCAAAGGGAAAAGAUGUUCUUCCCAGUAUGCACCUUCCCUAGUCACUGGUCCAGGGGAUCAGGGGCAGUUAGCAAAGACAGGUCCCCCUCUCCAACACGGCACCAGGCCCAUAUUCUGGUGCCGCUGAAAAUCCAGCUCCGCAGAGUCCCUGACUCCUUCAGCCAGCAGAUGCCUGAAACAAGCCACCUGACCCGGGUGGGGCCUGACAUCCAGCGCUGGCCUGAGUUGUGGGGGAUGGACUCCCUGCAGAAGCAGGACCUCCGGAGGCCCAAGAUCCAUGGGGCAGUCCGGGCAUCCCCCUACCAGCCGCCCACGUUGGCUUCGCUACAGCGUUUGCUGUGGGUCCGUCAGGCUGCCAUGCUGAACCACAUCGACGAGGUGUGGCCCAGCCUCUUCCUGGGAGAUGCGUACGCAGCCCGGGACAAGAGCAAGCUGACCCAGCUGGGAAUCACCCACGUUGUGAAUGCCGCUGCGGGCAAGUUCCAGGUGGACACAGGUGCCAAGUUCUACCGUGGAAUGUCCCUGGAGUACUAUGGCAUCGAGGCAGAUGACAACCCCUUCUUUGACCUCAGUGUCUACUUUCUGCCAGUUGCUCGAUACAUCCGAGCUGCCCUCAGUAUUCCCCAAGGCCGCGUGCUGGUACACUGUGCCAUGGGGAUAAGCCGCUCUGCCACACUUGUCCUGGCCUUCCUCAUGAUCUACGAGAACAUGACACUGGUAGAAGCCAUCCAGACGGUGCAGGCCUACCGCAAUAUCUGCCCUAACUCAGGCUUCCUCCAGCAGCUCCAGGUUCUGGACAACCGACUGGGGCGGGAGACGGGGCGGCUCUGAUCUGGCAGGCGGUCAGGAUCCCUGACCCUUGGCCUGACGCCACCAGCCUGGCCCUGGGGACAGCAGGCUCUGCUGUUCCUAGUGACCCUGAGAUGUAAACAGCGAGUGGGGGCUGAGGCAGAGGCAGGGAUAGCUGGGUGGUGACCUCUUAGCAGGUGAAUUUCCCUGACCCAAUCCAGAGAUUCUUUAUGCAAAAGUGAGUUCAGUCCAUCUCUAUAAUAAAAUAUUCAUCAUCAUAAAGACA